Penaeus indicus is the source of this 2738-nucleotide messenger RNA. RefSeq lists its product as uncharacterized. The record is from RefSeq and is a predicted model, not a curated record. The transcript is spliced from 9 exons. Bases 201 to 1232 code for a protein of 343 amino acids. NCBI's taxonomy places the organism in Eukaryota, Metazoa, Arthropoda, Malacostraca, Decapoda, Penaeidae.
AGAGCGAGAGAGAGUGAGAGAGCAUGCGUGGUGACCCCUCGGUCAUACUACUUGACGCAGUUAGUCGUUUUCGCGGUAUGUUAUAGUGAGCACGAGUUGCGUCCUUAGUCUCACAAAGGCCCUGGCGCCGCCGCAAGCACUCUUCGUCCUGCGCUCUCCUCCUGCCUUCCCGCGCGUGUGAUCAACCUGCAGUCCUCAGAAUGAGGAAGGACGUCGCGAUAACGUUCGCCCGACUCGCGUUCCUUAUAGUGGGCGUGUGGGGCCACGGGCGGCUGAUGGACCCGCCCGCGAGGAACGCCAUGUGGAGGCUCGGCUACCCGAACCCCGUUAACUACAACGACAACGAACUCUAUUGCGGAGGAUUCGUAGUCCAGUACCAGAAGAACGACGGGAAGUGCGGCGUCUGCGGGGACAACUGGGCCGACAAGGUGCCACGAGACCACGAGGCGGGCGGGCUCUUCGGAAAUGGCAUCGUCGGCAGGAGAUAUGUCGCAGGACAGGUGAUCGAUAUCGAGGCCGAACUCACGACCAACCACAAGGGCUAUAUGGAGCUCAAACUCUGCCCUCACAAUGACCCCAAGACCAUCAUCACCCAAGAAUGCCUGGAUCAGUACCCUCUCAUGAUCGAAGGCACACAGGAGUCCAGGUGGGUCAUCCCCUUAGACAGCAAGAAGAAGGAGAUCUUUAGGUGGAAGGUCCAGCUCCCAGAGGGCAUCACCUGCACCAACUGCGUCGUACAGUGGAAGUAUUUCGCUGGAAACACGUGGGGCACCAACGCCCAGGGCGAGACGGGCCAGGGCAAGGGGCCGCAGGAAACAUUCGUGAACUGCGCAGACAUCGUCAUCAACACGCAGACGGGCGGCUUCGUAGGAUACCCGCCAGACAGCAACCAGAUUGACAACCCUUGGGCGCUUUACUACAGGGAUGAGUUCCCCGGAAUACCCAAGGAUGCCAACGCCUCCAACACGUCCGACCAGCUCAUUCCCCUUGUUGUCAGGUCCCAGCGAUGUGUGCCAAUCAACGAGUACGAGCAAGUGCAGGGUAUGGGCGGCUGGUGCCGAGAGAACUGCCUCAAAUACCCGCCCAACUGCCACCCUCAAGUCUGCAAGUGCUUAAGCCAGUGCGAAGCCAUCGGUGAUUUCGCCAAGGAGAAAGACGCCGACAUUUUCUGCCACCAAAACUGCCUCAAACUGAACGCCUUUUGUCCUAAGGAUAAAUGCAGAUGCUAUUAGGACGUUUGGUUCCCGCUUUUUUUUUUUUUUUUUUUUUUUUUUUUGAACCAGCGAUUCUCGAGGAAGGAAAACCAACAUGGCGGACGAGAUUCUCAUUUCAGCUGCAGAACAAAAUCAGUGUUCUGCUUUCUAUCGUGGGCGAGGUUGCAGGUCAUUCUUGUGACCGUAAAUGAACUCUUAUUUUUCGACUGUUAACUGAUUUAUUUUGAUAUUAUAUACAGUAUCAUUGUUGUUGUUGUUAUUGCUGUUGUUACUAUUAUUAUUAUUAUUGUUAUAAUCACUCUCAUUGCUGUCAGUAUCAGUCAUUAUUAUUAUUAUUGUUAUUAUUAUCAUUAUUAUUAUUAUUAUUAUCAUUAUUGUUAUUAUUAUAAGUGUUUUAUUGUUAUUAUUAUCAUUGUUAUCAUCAUUAUCAUUGUUAUUAUUAUUGUUAUUAUUAUUAUUAUUAUUACUAUUAUUAUUAUUAUUGUUGUUAUUAUUAUUAUUAUUAUUACUAUUAUUACUAUUAUUAUUAUUAUUAUUAUUAUUAUUAUUAUUAUUGUUAUUAUUGCUAUUGCCAUCUUCAUUAUUAUUAUCAUUAUCCUUUUUAUUACGAUUAUCAUUACUUUUCUUAUCACUGUUAUUGUUAAUUUUUGUUACUGUUACAAUUCUUAUUGUUAUUAUGAUUGUUGCAUUGUUAUUUUGUUGAUAUUGCUAUUGUUAAUAUCAUUAUUGUCAGUAUUAUCAUAAUGUUUAUUAUUGUUGUUGUUGUUUUUUCUGCUGUUAUAAUUAUGAUGACGAUUAUCACUAUUACUUAAUCAACGUCAUUGUUGUAAACUCAUCUUUCUGAAAAUUCACUUAGGAAAAACAAUGACGUUAUUUUGAUUCUUGUUUUAAAAAUACAUUUAGUACGUUAGGUCAGUAUGGUACCUGUUACUACGAACGAAUCAGGGUUCAGUAUCAAUAGUAUUAAACGAAUGCAUUCCAGAAAAAAAAAAUAGCCACAAGAAUGCAUUGGAAACCUCGUUCCUAUAUAAUGGGUGUAUAACGUAUAGCAAAAGACUCUGCCAGCGUCGCGACACUACUAGCGCAUAGCAGCAGCAAGUAAGGGGAAAAAGAAAUACGAAAAGUUGUUUUAGGCACGUGUUUAGUAAGAUUUUGUUUUGUGGAAAUGUGUUUUAAGCAGAAGCAUUUUGAUUUAAAAGAAAAAAUAUAUAUAUAGAUAGUUAUAUACGGUAUUUUGUGCUCCCUGUUAACAUGUUAAUUGUAUACACUUACAUUGGUAGGUGUUUUAAAUACAAGUGCUAAUGGAUAUUUUAAGCAGGUGUGUUUACAUGAAAUUGAAAAUGAGGAAAAAAUGAUAGUUAUAAGUAAAAUUAUUAGGAAAUAAGCAACUGCUGCUUCAGCCUGACAUUUAAGUUUAGUUGUUACUAAUGUUUACAUUGUUUACUGUUGAUCAAGGUUUUUGUUAGUAUUUAUAAUCAGUAUCUGUAUUUAUUAAACCUAUUUAAAUAUAUUUGAAAAUAAUGA